This is a messenger RNA of Phyllopteryx taeniolatus (common seadragon), 4863 nucleotides long. RefSeq names its product integrin, beta 5 (gene itgb5). The record is from RefSeq and is a predicted model, not a curated record. Gene Ontology annotation, biological process: cell adhesion mediated by integrin; integrin-mediated signaling pathway; cell-matrix adhesion. Bases 469 to 2895 code for a protein of 808 amino acids. Gene Ontology annotation, molecular function: integrin binding. Gene Ontology annotation, cellular component: cell surface; focal adhesion; integrin complex. NCBI's taxonomy places the organism in Eukaryota, Metazoa, Chordata, Actinopteri, Syngnathiformes, Syngnathidae. The transcript is spliced from 16 exons.
ACUCCCAGCUGGGACGCUGACCAAGUGAGCGAGAUCAAAAUCAGGACCGUCAAGUUUGGAGAUGCGCAGCUCUUGUAAUCGUUUGACGCUCUGUUAUCUCCGCUUCCGGCUCAAUUAAAGACGCUUGUGCGGCGGGCGCCGAUAUGAAAUCCAAACAGCGGCUCGGCAGCCGUCUCCAUGCCUGAAAGCGGACGGGGACGUGGACACGAGCUCACCGAGGCGUCUCAGCGAACCGGGGGAGCGGAUCAACAAUGGCAACCUGUCGCUGACGCGCACCGCUCGUCGCCAUGAGAUGUAAACAGUCGACCAGCUGGACCGGAACCAGUCCUGAGAGGUUCUGAUGAUUGGGUGAGAGGAUCGCUCCGAGCGACGGAGAGAAAGCUACGAAUCCGGGACGGUGUGUGUGAGGAGGAGGAGGGGGGCGGGGGGGGGGGUGGCUACUGCAGUGUAAACACGCCGAGUGACGCCAUGUGGAGCCCGCCGACACGCGUGUGGAAAGCCGCCGUGUGCUGCUUGCUGCUGCUGCAAACAUUCCUGCACACUUCCACGGUCUACACUACUUCUCCUUCAGGACUUAAUGUGUGUAUGAGUGGCAGCGCGACUUCCUGCAAAGAAUGCCUCAUGAUUCACCCCAGUUGCGCCUGGUGCGCACAAGAGGAUUUUGGAAGGGGCCACACCCUGACGUCACGCUGCGACUUUGUUGCAAACCUGCACAAGAGGGGCUGCCAGAGUCGCUUUGUCGAAUACCUGACCAACAGCAUCACUGUGCAGCAGAACAUGCCUCUGAGCUCCAAGGGGUCCGGCUUGACCCAACAGGAUGUGGUCCAGAUUAGACCUCAGAGGAUCUCGCUCAGCUUGCGACCAGGAGAGCAGACGUGGUUUGGGCUGCAGGUGCGCCAGGUGGAGGACUACCCAGUGGACCUCUACUACCUGAUGGACCUGUCGCUCUCCAUGAAGGACGACCUGGACACCAUACGCAACCUGGGCACCAAGCUGGCCCUGGAGAUGGGCAAGCUCACCAGCAACUUCCGUCUGGGCUUCGGCUCCUUCGUGGACAAGAACAUAUCGCCCUUCUCCUACACGGCGCCCAAGUAUCAGGAGAACCCAUGCAAUGGGUACAAGCUGUUCCCAAACUGUGUGCCCACAUUUGGCUUCCGCCACAUCCUGUCGCUGACGGACAAAGUCGACCGCUUCAACGAAGAGGUGCAGAAGCAGAUGGUCUCCCGCAACCGGGAUGCGCCCGAGGGUGGAUUUGAUGCCAUUCUGCAGGCGGCGGUUUGUAAGGACGAGAUUGGCUGGAGGAAGGAGGCGUACCACCUGCUGGUGUUCGCCACAGACGACGUGCCUCACCUGGCUCUGGACGGGCGUUUGGGUGGCCUUGUGCAGCCUCAUGACGGCCGCUGUCACCUAGACAACAACGAGUACAGCGCUUCCACUCGCUUGGAUUAUCCUUCACUGGCACUUCUGGGCGAGAAACUGGCAGAAAACAACAUUUUCCUCAUAUUUGCCGUCACUAAGCGGUUGUAUGUGAUUUAUAAGAAUUUCACGGCGCUCAUACCGGGAACGACAGUGGAGAUCCUGGACCAGGACUCAAAGAACGUCAUCCAUCUCAUCGUCGCAGCCUACAAUAACAUCCGCUCCAAAGUGGAGCUGACAGUCUGGGACCAACCCGAGGACCUCAGCCUGUCCUUCACCGCCACUUGCCAGGAUGGCGAGCCGCUACCCGGCCUCAGGAAGUGUGCUGACUUAAAAAUAGGUGACACGGUGUCGUUUAACGUGAGCGUUGAGGCGAGGAGUUGCCCACUUCGCGGCACUGACCACAGUUUCACUAUCAAGCCGGUGGGCUUCAAAGACCGCCUGCAGGUCGCCGUCGAGUACCAGUGUGAAUGCGGCUGCGCCCGGGCAGCCCAAAUCAACAGCACCAUCUGCAGCUCCAUUGGCACCUACAACUGUGGGAGCUGCCAGUGCGAGCCGGGCUACCUUGGCACCCGCUGCGAGUGCCAGGAGGGUGAGGCCAGCAGCAUACACCUGGGCGCCUGCCGUGAGGCCGAGAGCAAGCAGGCGUGCAGCGGCCGCGGCGAGUGCAGCUGCAACCAGUGCCUGUGCUACGAGUCUGAGUUUGGCAAGUUCUACGGCAGCUUCUGCCAGUGCGACGACUUCUCGUGCGCUCGACACAAAGGCGUCCUGUGCUCAGGCCACGGCGAGUGCCACUGCGGCGAGUGCAAGUGCCACGCGGGCUACAUCGGGGACAACUGCAACUGCUCCACGGAAACGGCGUCGUGCAUCGCUGACAAUGGGCAGAUGUGCAGCGGGCGCGGCAACUGCGUGUGCGGACGCUGCCAGUGCACGCACCCUGGCGCCUUCGGCGACACGUGCGAAAAGUGCCCCACCUGCCCGGACGCCUGCGAUACCAAAAGAGAAUGCAUUGAGUGCCGGCUUUUCAACUCGGGAAAGAUCUCAGACAACCAGACUUGCCAGCGUCUGUGCAAGGAUGAAAUCAUCACAGUGGAGACACUCAAAACGGACGUGCCGGGUGCCGUGCUGUGCCUCUACAAGACGGACAACGACUGCGUGAUGAAGUUCACGUACUCUGAGCACGCCAGUGGACUGUCUGUUCUCACCGCCCUGACGGAAUCGGAAUGUGGCGGUGGUCCGGACGCCCUCAUGGUCCUGCUGGCGGUGGUGGGCAGCAUCCUGCUGGUGGGCGUGGUGCUACUCGGCGUCUGGAAGUUGGUCAUCACCAUCCACGACCGCCGGGAGUUCUCGCGCUUCCAGAACGCUCGCUCGCGUGCACGCUACGAGAUGGCAUCCAACCCGCUCUACAAGCAGCCUGUGUCGUCCAGUUUUGGGGAGACAGACGUGUUCGACAAGCCCUACAAUGGAGGGGUCCACUAAGCCCUCGGCAUGUGGGGCGGCAGGACCGGUCCAGCAAGUGGGACCCAUAUGGGGGGCAUGGGGCCAAUGCGGACUGAGGCCUCCCCCUACCUCAACAGGGACACAGAAGUGAAAAUAAAUGACAAAAGAAUUUCACGUCAUCGCAUUGAUGAGCGAGGCAUCAACAGCUGAACGUUAGCGACAAGCUAAGCUCGCUGCAGAUCAGAUUUGUAUAUUUUUUAUGAACACUAAGAAAUUGUCUUUGCCAGGCUUAACUAUGCACCCAGCAGCUUUUUCUACACUAAAUCAAAUCACUUUCUUGAGAAGAAAGAUCGGAGAACACUUUGGAAGCUGCAACCUCAAUGUGCUUCUACUAACUUUUUACUGAAAAAUGAAGUUAUGCAUUCAUGUUGCAUUGCUAUUAUUCCUUAACGAAACCGUAAACUGCAAUUUUGUUCACUGAAGCUUUAGGCUUUUCCUUGAUUUACCAUUGUUGCCUUUUCCACAAAGAUGACUUUCUUCUCCUUUCUGAUUGGCUAAAACAACCUUGUGUUUUGGGUUUAUAGUGCCACCCGGUGCUUUGGCAUGCACAUGACAGCAUGGUAAUGCAUUUUAAUGUGUCUUCGGACAUGCAAGUGGGGUAAAAUUUUGAACAUACCCGUAUAUGUGCAGACAUAGGUGACAUUUGAGGGUAUGUGUAAUUGUGUGUGAUAAUGAGUAAUUGCAGGUCAGUGUAGUCUCUGCCACCCUUAAUGGUGGUCCAUUUUUCAACGAAACAGUGUUCCUCCUUUUAUGACACUCCCCUCGUUGCCCAAUAAUUUCAGCUGAAGUGAAAAUCAAGCUAGUUUAUUGCAAAACGAAUUUGGUAGGCCUCAAUGAUGUAAAGGUCUUUCAAGUAAGAAGCCUUCAAACCAUGAUGUUAGAUGUUAGAGCAGCAGCGAGAUAGGCAUUUCUUUGUACUAGGUUGGGAAGCACGAGCGCAAGACAACAUCAAGAUAUUAUACCAAUAAUAAUAUCACAGUGCAGUGCUUAUGUGACAAUUCAUAUAUUGGGAGGAAAAACAUCAAAGAAUCUAUGUUAAGCGAAACAGUGCCAACUAACAGAAAUUUGCGCAUUAUGCAUUUGUAACAAAUAAUAAGUGACUACAGUACACCUUUAUUCUCAAUGAAAAUACAGUUGUCCACUUAAUCUUUGGGUAAAACAUUUAUAAAAACAGUAAUUGGAUAGAUUUGCCAUCAUAAAUGUUUUUUUUUUUUUGUUUUUUUUACAUUUGUCAGACUGAUGGUGUGGUUUGCUAAGGUUGGUGUAUCAGUGCUGUGCAGUGAGCGAUACCAAUGGGAUGUCAGCCGCCAUUUAUUUAUUUAUACAGAACCCAGCAAUGACAGGAUAUUUCAGUGACAGAGUCCGCUUUCAUGCAGUGACACUUUAUCUUGCCAACAGAUAAUGUAGGUCUGGUGUGACGUAUAAGGAGACAGCUAUCUUCAGUGAGUGUCACCGAUUAGAAUAGUCUUUCACACUGUUUUACAGCUCUGGUGCUACUUCCGAAUGCGGGGAAAUACCGGCUUUUACAGACAGUUGGAAAAGGGUACUUUGUCCCACUGCUGCUUUCACAAACCGACCAGCAGGGCUUUUUUUCAUAUGGAAAAAUAAUAAACUACUUCACCAGCAUUUAAAUGAUUAUUUCAUAAUCUCCAGAGUUGUAUAAUUAGCAAUAACGUAACAGUCUUCAACAUUGGUUACUAUGAAAUUUAAGUAAACAAAUUACACUUGCAUCUUUAAUAAUAAACAAUAACAAGUGUCAGGUACUUGCGCGCAUGUGUGUUACUGGCAUUAAGUGUAACUAUGGAGUGGGUAUGAUAGUUUCCUCUGCACAGUUUGGACUAUAAGUGACAACGUAGUGGUAAAACAUGCAGUUGCACAAUCAGGACUGAAGCAUGUUUGUGUGACUGCGCAAAAAACGACACAAUAAAUGAGCUUGUUUCACAAGAA